CAUUGAGCUCUACUGGUAGGAUGGACCUGAUCUGUGGAUGAUAUACUUUGAUACACAAACUUGUGUAGCUACAAUAUCAACAGCACCAGAAUCAUCAUGGCGUCUUCCUGUGCACAGCUGUGUCUGAGAUGCAGAAGUCUUCUUUCCUCCAAGACAGCAACUCUUACCUGGCAACAGUCUACUCAAAUUCAACAUUGCACUGUAGUCUCAAGGAUAUCAAACAAAAUCCUAAAUGGAUCUUCAUUUAUCAGUGGCAUUCACACAACAACUCGGGCAAGACAGAUAUGGAAACAACAAACGUGCUAUUACAGUGACUUUUCUAGUAAACAUCUGGAAACUGAAGCUAAGGAAUACGAGCAUACUGAAGAGUUGUUGAGAACUGAUGUUGUGCCAUACAAGAGCCCACUGCUGCCAAUCAGAGAUGCUGCACCAGUAACUGAAAACCAGAUGUCAUUAGAUCUGGAUGCUGCAGCAGAAUUUUCGGCAUUAGAGGAGAUCAGCAAUGAAGAGGCUGUUGCUUUAUCUGUGCUGACUGCCUUACCUCCAGCCUCCACGUCACUUAGACACUACGUGGACAAGUCUGAGACGCUUACCAAACUGGUGCAGCUAGGCGUGAACCUGUGGAAGCUGGAACAAAGGCCCAAUGUGGGCUCUAUGCUGCUGAGGCUCAACUUCAAUACAGAUGUGGCCCCGAGGCUACUGUUCCUCAAAGGGAUUGGGGUGGAGGACUCUCGCCUUGGCUAUAUCAUCUCACACAACCCCUUCAUUCUCACCGAGAAUUUGGAAAACCUUCAGGCCAGAGUAAACUAUCUCAAGUCAAAGAAGUUCAGCUCUGAGACUGUUGUAUCCAUGGUGUCCAGAGCUCCUUAUCUGCUGAACUUCAGUGUGAAGCGACUUGACAACAGACUUGGUUUCUAUCAGCAGCAACUCAGCCUCAGUGCUUCAAAUACUCGGAACAUUAUCGCUCGUCUGCCCAGAUUACUGUGUAGCAGUUUGGAGCCUGUUAAAGAAAAUCUGAAGGUGUGCGAAAUAGAACUCGGCUUUAAGGAAAAUGAGAUCCAGCACAUUGUUUUAGCUGUUCCUAAAGUGCUGACCGCCAACAAGAGGAAGCUAAUCCAAAUAUUUGACUUCCUCCACAACACCAUGAAGGUGCCUCAUCACCUGAUCGUCAAGUUCCCACAGGUCCUCAAUACGAGGUAUUUGCGUGUGAAAGAGCGCCACCUGUUCCUGCAGUACCUCGGAAAGGAUCAAUACGACCCAACUGAACCCAACUAUAUCUCCCUGGAUCGCCUGGUGUCCUUACCAGAUGAGACUUUUUGCACUGAGUUGGCUUUGGCCACAAUGGAAGAUUUUUGUUUGUUCCAAAAGACACUUUGAUUCUUCAUUCUUCAUUUUUCAAAGAAACUACAGAAGAAGUGGUCAAGAGCGUGAGAGAGCACCCAGAUACAUGCAGAACUGUAUUUAAAGAUAGCGGA
Molecule: messenger RNA, 1475 nt
Organism: Scomber japonicus (chub mackerel)
Lineage: Eukaryota; Metazoa; Chordata; Actinopteri; Scombriformes; Scombridae
Gene: mterf3
Product: mitochondrial transcription termination factor 3
Exons: 8
Coding region: 97-1377 (426 amino acids)
Biological process (GO): mitochondrial ribosome assembly; regulation of DNA-templated transcription
Cellular component (GO): mitochondrion
Molecular function (GO): double-stranded DNA binding
Source: RefSeq, a predicted model, not a curated record